GAAGGCUUUUAAGAACUCUAGUUUAUCCAUCAUCAGUGACAGCCAUUGCUCUUCAUCCGCUAGAGCAUUUCUUGUUUUCUGGUAGUGUAAAUGGAAAAAUAUUUGUUAAAGUGCUUGAUGUUGGAGCAGUUGAGGAUUUGUUCGUCACUAUGGAAGAUCAAGCAUUUGUGCUAAAAGGACACAAUGAGUCAAUAACUGCAUUGACUAUUAGUGGAUUUCAUCUGAUAUCUGCAUCGGAGGAUUUCACCUUCUGCCUUUGGGAUAUAGUCAAUCUGGUUGUCUUCAGAAGAUUCAACAAUAGACAAGUUGCAUUGACUAAUAUGGUUGUGAUUAAGCAGUCCUCAUUACUUCCCAUAUCAAGCUAUCAAAGAGUUCCUAAUCAAUUCCAGGUUUCUUUGCUCCAAAAGUAUCCUCAGCCUUCCAACUCAUGCACGGGAAUCACUAUGUUCCUUUCUUCGCUGGCUUGCCAUAACAAGCAAACUCCCAUUCAUUUGCAUGGAAAUAAUUUGCUCGCCCUCUUAAUAUCUGGUUUUGAUAGGCAACAAGAAGAACAAAGACCUGCAUUGCUGCAAAUGAAACUGGAGAAAAACAUAGACGAUUGA
Messenger RNA from Hibiscus syriacus, 602 nucleotides. RefSeq lists its product as uncharacterized. Gene Ontology annotation, cellular component: nuclear pre-replicative complex. The record is from RefSeq and is a predicted model, not a curated record. The transcript has 4 exons. Bases 150 to 602 code for a protein of 150 amino acids. Gene Ontology annotation, molecular function: protein binding. Gene Ontology annotation, biological process: rRNA processing; DNA-templated DNA replication. Lineage: Eukaryota; Viridiplantae; Streptophyta; Magnoliopsida; Malvales; Malvaceae.